This is a messenger RNA of Poecile atricapillus (Black-capped chickadee), 2014 nucleotides long. It is a transcript of the gene AKAP14, whose product is annotated as A-kinase anchoring protein 14. Gene Ontology annotation, molecular function: protein kinase A regulatory subunit binding. Gene Ontology annotation, cellular component: cAMP-dependent protein kinase complex. Lineage: Eukaryota; Metazoa; Chordata; Aves; Passeriformes; Paridae. The record is from RefSeq and is a predicted model, not a curated record. The coding region runs from base 762 to 1553 and encodes 263 amino acids. The transcript has 5 exons.
UCCUCCUCAGCGGAGGACUCCUCACACUCUUUCCCUGCUCCAGCAUGGGGUCCCUCCCAUGGGAAACUCCUUCACUAACUUCUCCAGUGUGAGUGCUUCCCAUUGACUGCAGUUCUUCAUCAACUGCUCCAGCAUAGGUCCCACGCAUAAGGUGCACUCCUUCAGGAACCAGCUGCUCCAGCAGGGUCACAAUUCCUGCCAGCAUAUCUGCUCCAGUAUGUUCUCCUCUCUCCAUGGGCACAAAGGUCCUCCCAGAGCUUGCUCCAGCAUGGGGUCGUUCCUGGGCUGCAGGUGGAUCUCUGCUCCAUCAUGGACCUGCAGGGCCACAGCUGCCUCACCGUGGUCUUGCAACACAGGCUGCAGGGGAAUCUGCUGCAGCACGUGGAGCACCUCGUACCCGCUGCAGCAAGGCCUCUUGUCAUCCUGGAAGAGCAGCUGCUGGGAACUCAGUAGCCCAUGAUCUGAAACCUUUCUGGCUUCUCUCGUGUAGUACCCGUGAUCCUUUCCCUCUGAAGGUCCGUGUGUUGCAAGUGCCGCUGUUCAGAGCACCGGGCUGGACAGUUUCUGCCUGGCAGAGCACAGACUGGAGGCCGCUUUAGCUCCCGAAUUGUCCAGAAUAGCCAAAAUACGACAAGCAGAGGAUUUGCCUGUCUCCCGGGAGAUCCAGAGGAUCACACCGUGCUCCCUUGCCGGGAGACAGCCGGGAGGCGUUUCCGCGGCAGGGAAAGCCGAGGCGCUGCCGGGAGCGGCGCGGGCUCGCCAUGGUGACGGGCGGGCGCGGGGACAGCGGCGGGCCCGGGCACGGCUCCCCGGGCUCAGAACCUCCCGUGGGACCGGAGUGCCCCGCACGGCCCCGCACGGAUCCCCGGCCUGGCCGGGGCAGCGAGCGAGAAGCGCCAAGCGGGGUGAGCAGGGCCGGGGUACGAAGCAGGGGCGGUGAGGGACUGGGGCUCAGACGGGGCCUGCAGCUCCUCUCAGAGCGUUGUUCUUUCAGUGUUUGUGCGUUUAUCUCUCUAAAAGUGAAGCCAAUGGACAAGGAAGAGGAAAAAGCUGCCAGUGGGGAAAAAGAUCACAUGCCCCCAGAAGAUGAGAGAAGCAGUUCAGAGGAAUGUGCUUCAGAGGCCAAGGAGAAAGAGAAAGAAACCCAGCAUGUCAUCAAAAAUAUCCCGUGGACCACAGCCAAAAACUUCACAGUGCAGAGAGGAUGGCAGCAAAUUGAAGAACUAAUUUCUACAUGGGACAUUCAUGAAAGCUGGCUUCACCACUCAGAAUUUCUUGAGGAAGAAGAACUGAAGGACAGCAAGAGGUACCAUUACAGAGUUUGCUGGGGCCUCCCAACACGCAGAAAACCCAUCCCACGAGCAACAGCAAGUGUCUACUUUGUUAUAGUGAUCUCCAAAUCCAAACCUGAUACUGAACCUGUGGAGGUCUUCUACAGACUGGAGUCCAGCAGGCUAAUUCGGAGGCCAGAACAGUGCCAGUUUAGAGAAAAGUGGCUUCAGGACAUAAUUGAAAAUAAAAUAGCAUGCGCAGAAAGACUUGCUUCCCGAUGACCAACGCCAAUUCACCAUUACCAAUACUCUGUUGUGGAGAACCAAAUAAACAUGUUGAAGAAAGAAAAGCUCUUCCUUAGCAGCAUUUCUACUUUGUGGAUAGAUAAAAAGCAUUGAACCUGUGCAAAAUCAGCUAGGUCCUGACAUGGCAGCUGGCUGUGUGUGACAGUCUCUGGCAGGUAUGGCAGGGUGGAAGGACCUGGCAGGGCAGCAGGAUGGAACUGGGUUCCAAGUGUAAAUGUGAAGAGGCAGCUGGGUAGGAUUUGUUGUUUGUGAAUGCCAGGUCUGUGGAACUCCAGGGAAAACAUUAACGGACUUUAGGACUUUUAUUUUCUUGAUACAAAUAUACACGAUAUCUCUGCUGCUAGACUUAGAGGACAAAAAAAAAAUAAAUUUAGGAGAACAAAAAAGAAACAACCUACCUCUCAAAACCAUUUUGUUUUCAAAAACAUUUGAGAAAA